UGGACCAUCAAGCAUUAAACGAUAAAAAUCAAGAUAAUCGUGUCAACUUGUCGAGUUAUACACGUCGUCGUCAUACCGCGACCCGUGACUUGUCAAAAGUUUACACCCCCUCACCACCAACAACCCACUAUGUACGACCCGCCGCCGGAACCUCCGUCAGAGACAGACUGCUGCGGUACUGGUUGCGCGGACUGCGUGUUCGACGUGUACGACCGAGAAUGCGCGCAGUGGCGACGUCGGCGCCGGACCGGCAAUGCUGACCGGCUGCGGCGGGACCUGUUGUCAGCGACCACGCACAAGCCGUACCGGAUCGUUUCGGCGCGGCCGCUCGGCGACGACGUACAUGCGUAUACGUUUGCGGCCACCCCGGAGUCCGUCGGCCGACUGCCUGUUGCGUACACUCAGCACGUGCACAUCCGGCUGACGGACGGCCUCAGCAGACCGUACACGCCAGUGGCCCUGGGUGACGAUUGCUCGUUCGACGUUCUGAUCAAGGCWUACCCCGGUGGAAGAUUCACCGGGCGCCUGUUGGGAAUGACUGUGGACGACGUCGUCGCAGUGCGCGGGCCUUCAGGUGGCGUGCGGCACGACGGCCACGAUUCGAUAGUUAUGUUCGGCGGCGGUACUGGUGUGGCCGCCUUCGUGGGUCUGAUCGGAUCGCUGUUGGACGACGACCAGUGCGAGACGUUGCUGAGACUGCAUUACUCGUGCAAAACCCUCGACGGGGUGCUGAUGCGCAAGGAGUUGGCCGAUUACGCGGCUUAUUGGAAUUGCGCAGUACAUCUGUACUUGACAAGGGAACGGAAUUGGCCACAAUGUUCGAAAUCGUUUUGGUACAAUGAAAAUAUAACGGAAGGAAGAAUUUCGGAAGACGGCAUGGCUGAAAUAAUUGAUAGACAACAACACUUGAGAACGCUAUGGCUCAUUUGUGGAAACGAUGAAUUCAAUCAAUUCAUUUUCAACUGUUUACAAAAUCACAAUAUUAAACGAGAUCAUAUUAAAUUAUUAGAUAAUACUGUAAAAGGUUUAAAAAUAUCUUGACAUG
This is a messenger RNA of Diuraphis noxia (Russian wheat aphid), 1045 nucleotides long. RefSeq names its product NADH-cytochrome b5 reductase-like. Gene Ontology annotation, molecular function: oxidoreductase activity. Lineage: Eukaryota; Metazoa; Arthropoda; Insecta; Hemiptera; Aphididae. The record is from RefSeq and is a predicted model, not a curated record.